GCCGCUGCUCACAACCAAGAUUAUAGUAGUGCCAUGGGAGAUGGUGGUGCUGCUGUUGGCUUUGGAUACGGAGCCACAACCCCAGCGACGGGGUACCAAAGUGUGCGGUACACUUCUCCUCCGUUCAGCGGGAAAUCGAAAGAUUUCAACGAAUGGCUAAAUGAUUUCCGCAUGGCAGCUAAUGGCGCAAACCUGUUGGAACAAUUUGAAGAGAGCGGGAGCUUGGAGAUCCCCGUCAACAGCGGAAAGAGCAAGUUUUCGCUGUCACAGCAGUACCUGAGCGAUCAAGUAGAGCUCGCAAUACUUCCUGUCUCACGCGUUGAACGAAGAAGAUCGGAAAAUCACGAAGAGGCCCGAAACGCCCCAGGGAGCUCUUCGUGAGCUCAAGACCAUACACGACCCUGAAUCAUCUGUACAGCCGUCAGAGGACCUCAAGUCCCUGACGUCGACCAAGAUCUCUAGAGGUGAAAACCCCCAAAACGCCCUAAAUGAGAUGCUCCAAACCGCAAAGUCCUUAACCGAGAAAGGACUAACUGUCAACGAAACGUUCGUCCUUCACCUCUUCCUGGAUGCCCUUUCGGACGAGUAUGCCAUGACAAAGCACAACCUGCGACACGCGAAGGAGUUGACGCGGACCGGUGUGCUAAAGGAAGUAAUGAUCGAAUACAAGGCGAUCAAGGACAAGCUGGAGCAGGGGAAAGGAAAAGGGGCGAAGGGCGCAGAGCAAGCGUACUUCGCCGACGGUGAGGGCCGCAGGGAGCGGUACUCAAGUAGGAGUCAGGGGCAAGGUCGUGGUCGUGGCGGCGGUCGCGGCGGCCGCUCAGGCGGAUCCGGAGGAGUCGAGGAGAGCAAGGGAAGCAGCAGUGGAGGCGUCGAUGGCGGGGGUGGCGGGGACUAUAAGUUCCGGGCCGGACUUCGUGCCGUGAUGUGCGCGCUACGAGGGGUGGGGCCACACCAAAGAAAGUGCGCGACAGAGGAGGCCGUCCUAGCGCAAGUGGUGGAGCAUGAGAGCGACGUGGACUCCGUGGAAGACCAGGCGUUUUGUGCCGUGGCAGUCCCCCCAGGCGAGUGUGGUACCGUUGGUGAAGUAGGUCUAGUGGGGGUUGUGGAACAAGGCCAGGCGGUGUACGUGGCCGACACAGCGGCCACGUGCUCCAUGUUCCGAUGUGCAGACAACUUCGUGAACUACCGUGAGCGUAGCGGUUGGUUGAAGGGGAUCGGAGGCGACAAGGCCUUCGUUCCUCUUCUAGGAUACGGAGAUGUGACCUUAGUCCUACAGACGGAAGAUGGUGGAGUACCCGUAUCAGUACUGAAUGCUGUUCAUGUACCAGAGGCCCCCUACAACCUCCUCUCGCUGUCUUCGUUGGCGGAGGAGGGCCACACGUAUUCGGGGAUGAAGGGGGGCCUCACGCUGACCACGAAAGCCGGGGGGGAGGUGUGGUUCCCCCGGACUGGAAAGCUGCUGACCCAACGAGGCUAUCAAAUAAAGCCAACGCUACACACCGCCUGUGCCGCACUCAUUGUUCCUGGCGAUGCGAAAGCAGCCAACCCCACUGACCUCAACGAGUACCACCUCGCGCACGGCCAUGCCCACGAGACAUUGCUCAGGAUCACGGCGGAGCAGCAGGGAGUGCAGCUGACGGAUGGACCGCUGCUACCCUAUCUUGGCUGUUCGAUGUCCAAGGGACAGGUGAAACCCGUCCAGAAGAGCACGAGCACACGCGCACUGCUACCUCUCGCAGAUGACGAGGAGGGCGGGGAGGGCGAGAGCAGAGCGGAUGCAUCACGCCAAGGUCGGGGAGGGGAGAGAGACUCACAUAUCCCAUACAACCCUGAAUCUGUGAGGGGGGCCGGGUUACCCGGCAAGCGACCCCGUUUGUGCGCGAGGAGGCGCCGACGGCACCCGGCAACGGGAUUCCGGGGGACGGAGGCAGCGUUCCCCCGUCGCCCCCUUCGGGAAGGGGCGACUUCGGCG
Ectocarpus sp. CCAP 1310/34 is the source of this 1975-nucleotide messenger RNA. Lineage: Eukaryota; Phaeophyceae; Ectocarpales; Ectocarpaceae. The record is from the annotation of a GenBank genome assembly.